CGGAUAUAUCUGACUGAACUUUACGACUGCUGCGUUACAGGGAUGGAAUUAAUGUAGUGAAUCAGUCAGUUUCAUACGUCGUGUACAUGCAAGGAGAUAAAGCUGUUCGAAAUUGUAAAAUGUCACUUGGGUUUACAUAUUUGUAGACGGAAUAUAAGGUAGCCAUAAUCUUAGGCAAUAUAGUGGGUUGACUUAACGAAUAUUUAGUGAGUAACAAUGGGCGGUGUGACUAUAAUUUUUGGACGACCUUUUAGCAACGCUCGAGUGACCUUGGGAGUGUCCACUUGAUAACUAUGACUAAAUGAGGGUUGUAAACCAGUGUGCGGAGUUAAAAUUAUGAUUUACAAUUGAUGAUUAGGUUUAUGAAUUAGAUUUAGGGUUUUCAUAAUGAACUGACCUCAGCUAUAAUCGAAAAGCUCUAUUUAACCAAAUAGAUGACUGAAUUUUGCUCUAAAAUUUGGGGCCUGCUUUAAAUUAAAGUCUUGCCGCGGUUAAUAUGCUAUUUAAUCACUUCGCAAUAGAUUAUUUCGACAUCAAGAUGAAUUUCUCGGUGUUUCUACUUUGUUAAUGUGAAAUUACUUUCUUUGCGACAUUGGUGUCAUAAGCAUAAGGCUCUUAUGCCUGACCAACGGGAGAUAUUUGGUGUUGCCUUUCUUAAGAAAGGCAAACAAUUGUUUGCAGACAACACAAAGGUUCGGGUGAUAUUAGAUAGUAAUGCUAGUUAUCUUGGUCUCUAGGCUGGUAUAGAUGAGUAACCCUGUUUUUACUAAAGGUAUUUGGAGACCAGUCCCAAAUAGGAUGAAGCGCGCGUUUUGCGUUCCACGGUUAGCCACUGUCCAAGUUUGCUUAUAUUGCUUGUGACUGUAUGGCAACAGUGGGUAGUUUGCGAAUGAGGCACACUUGCCAAAGGAGAUUGUUUAGUUGCAGUCCUUAUCAUCAGUCGUAGGAUCCAAACAACCAAUUCAAAUGAAUUAAAAUCCGCCCCAGUGACUAACCGGACUUAGUAGCUUAGCGGAUAACGCAAUAACAGGCGGCACUAGGUUCAAGUGCUGGAAAUAACAUCAACUCUGUAAUGCAUGUAUAACCAGCUAACGAGUCCUAAAUAGGAUGCAUCGCUCGUCCUGAAUUCUGUUGCCAGCCACCUUAUAACUCUGAUGAUAACGGUCUGUGUUUCCUUAUCAAUCAUUGUCGUCAGUCGUUAAACCUUAUAUUAAUUUAAAUCGUGAAUAGCACUUUUCUGAAACUUCAUAAUGACGGUCCUGGGCGAAGAGUGGUUUGCUGUUGGAGACAUUUAUUUCAGAAAGCUUCAUCUUUACGAUAUGCCGUGGGGUAUGGGAUUUUCAAUAUCACAAUUCAAGACAUCGAUUUGUCAGUAUUCUGGUUAUAUCGGUAGGGAUAUUUUUACCAGUAGUUUAAGUUCACUUAGCAAUGUAUUUGGAUGGCCAAGCGGGAGCAAAACCUAUACUUCAAAUAUAUACAUCAUCAGGCAAACUCGUUUCCCAAAGUGUUUGGAAAGGUGCACCUGGUAUAUUGCUUGGUUGGACUUUGUCAGAGGAUUUAUUAGUUAUCCAAAAAACAGGAUUCACUACCAUAUUAGAUCAUCAGGGCAAGUUUGUUCGACGUUUUAGUAUGGGACCUGAAGCUGAAGAAAGAGAAAUAAUUAGUGCUAAGCUUUUUACCAUUGAUUAUAAUACAGGAAUAGCUGUUCUUACCGGUGGAAACCACAUAUAUGUAACUACCAGUAUCGAAACUCCACGUAUGCGACGCCUUGUAGAAUUACCUGGACCAGUAAAGUCUUUGUCACAUUGGACUAUUGUCACAACACCUCUUGAAACUGGAACACCUGAUUCUUUUCGAAGCCCAUGGGUGAUGUUUUCAAACAAAAAGAAUUUGUACCGAGCUGACUUUGGAACAGUUGAAGGUAUUGAUUUGUCAAAGCUUACUAGGUCAACUGGUUCUGAUAUUUACCUAUUGUCUAUAUCUUUGAAUAUGCAAUUUGUUGCAAUUUAUUUAACCAAUGGUGAAUUGUUAAUUACCAAUACACGAUUUACUGAAUUACAUUCACAUAUUGACUUGACCCAACGUAUAUCAGUUAUGUUGGUGAAUAAUAAUAAUUCAGCUAAUCAAAAAUUCAAUCAUCCCAAAACGAUGCUUUGGUUAACUAAUUCAGCUGUUGUGCUUCAAUGGAAUAAUUUAAUUGCUAUUAUAAGUACACAGUCAGAUAUUUAUGAAACAUUUUAUGCUGAUGAUAUAUUCUUAGCACAAGAGAUUGAUGGAAUUCGCAUUCUAUCACCUACAUCACACGAAUUAUUACAACGUGUACCAUCCCCAUUAGAAUCACUUGGACGUAUUGGAGCAUCGUGUCCAGCCACAUGGUUAUUGUCUGCAAGUAAGAGUUUAAAAAUCAAUUGUGGACGUACUAAUGAUUAUUUAUUGCCUAUUAAACAACCUAAUCAAAUGAUUGAUGCAAUAUCACAUUGUAUUGAAGCAGCAUGUCAUGCAACUGUUGAUCCUAUUUGUCAACAAGAACUACUGGAAUCUGCUCAUUUAGGUCGAGGAUUAUUAUCAGCUAUGAUGAAUACUACUCCUAAUGCUACUAUUUCUUCUACCACUGUUACUAACAAUAACAAUACAGGUCAUUAUUCAGUUGAGGCUAAAUUGAAAGAACUCGCGGAUCAUGCUGCAAAGGUUUGUCAAACUUUGCGUUUGUUGAAUAGCUUAGCUGUUCCAUGGUUAGGUAUUGCACUAACGUGGCGUCAGUUUCGUGAAUUAGCCAAACAAAUUGUUUGAACGUUUAU
Messenger RNA from Schistosoma curassoni, 2798 nucleotides. NCBI's taxonomy places the organism in Eukaryota, Metazoa, Platyhelminthes, Trematoda, Strigeidida, Schistosomatidae. The record is from the annotation of a GenBank genome assembly.